This is a messenger RNA of Harmonia axyridis, 4054 nucleotides long. It is a transcript of the gene Ack-like, whose product is annotated as activated Cdc42 kinase-like. NCBI's taxonomy places the organism in Eukaryota, Metazoa, Arthropoda, Insecta, Coleoptera, Coccinellidae. The transcript has 13 exons. The record is from RefSeq and is a predicted model, not a curated record. The coding region runs from base 216 to 3266 and encodes 1016 amino acids. Gene Ontology annotation, biological process: protein phosphorylation. Gene Ontology annotation, molecular function: ATP binding; protein binding; protein tyrosine kinase activity.
UAUGUGUUGGAUAUUUCCAUAUUCUCAUCAACUAGUCAAAUGUAAUUUAUAAAUAAUAGGAUUAUAAACAAACAAUAACUGAAUUUUGUUAUUAUAUUAUUAUUAUUACAAAAUGGAAAUACUUCCAGGUAGAUGGUGGUUGUCUAGAUUGCAUUAAGAAUAUAGUUGUUUUUGUAAAUUUGUUCGUUUUUCGGUGUUUUAUCGUAGAUAAGAAAAUGGAGGGUGUUAAUGCUAAUUUUAAGAAAGGUCCUGGGCUUUAUGAAUUUUUAGUGGAAGCUGAACUCCAACAUUAUUUCAAUAGUUUCAAAAAUAAUUUGAAAAUAACACACCCCUCACAGCUAAAAUUCACUAUAGAAGGAGAUUUGAUAGAGAUGGGAAUGUCAAAACCAGAAAUUAGGAGGCUACGAAAAUAUUAUGAGAAGCACUUUCCACAUAACUAUCUAUCAAAAUUUAAAAAACUGCUUACUCAGAAAAAACAAGAAUACUCAAAUACCGAAUCCUGCCUCUUAAAUAAUGCAGAUACCAUGACUUUAUCUAGAGCACCUAAAAUGUCCAGCAAACAUAUAAUACCAGCUGCCAGUAUUUCUAUAAACAAAGAGUUAGGUAUGGGGGAGUUUGGCGUUGUGCAACAAGGGGUCUGGUGUAAUGAGGGAGAAAGAAUACAGGUUGCAAUAAAGUGUUUAUCGAAGGAUAGAAUGCAGAGCAACAUGGUAGAGUUUCUUAAAGAAGCAUCAAUAAUGCACAAUAUAGACCAUCCGAAUAUUGUUAGAUUUUUUGGAGUUGUCCUACCAAAUAUUGAAGGUAGUUUGAUGUUAGUAACCGAAUUAGCUCCUCUGAGGUCACUCUUGGAAUGUUUGAAAGAGCCAUCUCUCAGAUCUAGUUUUCCUGUAUUGACUUUAUGCGAUUUUGCCUAUCAGAUUGUAGAUGGUAUGACAUAUUUAGAGGCUAAUAGAUUGAUUCAUAGAGAUUUAGCAGCAAGAAAUAUCUUGGUAUUCUCUAAAAAUAAGGUAAAAAUUUCCGAUUUUGGAUUGAGUCGUGCAUUGGGACAAGGAAAGGACUACUAUCAGACUAAUUUCAAUGUUAAUUUGAAAUUACCUAUUGCUUGGUGUGCACCAGAAUGUAUAACAUACCUUCGCUUCACAUCUGCAAGCGACGUUUGGGCUUUUGGAGUUACCCUCUGGGAAAUGUUUUCCUAUGGUUUCCAACCUUGGGCUGCCUUAACAGGACAACAAAUAUUAGAAGCAAUAGAUGAACCAAAUUUUCAAAGAUUGGAACAACCAGAGUGCUGUCCUCUAGAUCAUUAUAAUCUAAUGUUAGAUUGCUGGAGACAUGAAGCUUCACAAAGACCUAGAUUUGCUGAUAUUGGGCCAAUUUUAGCAGAAUAUAGACCAGAACAAGUUCAAACAAAACUAGCCGCCUCAGAAGGACCUCAUAUGCUUUCUUUCAGAAUCGGAGAUGUUAUUACAGUUUUAGAUAAAAAAACACACAGUCCUUUGUGGAAAGGAAUUACUGUAAGUGGAAAAACAGGCCUGUUUGAUCCAAGCAAUUUAGUUACUUACUUGGGAAAUGAUCUACCGAGUUCCUCUUUUCUAAGAACGGAGAGCACCAGAUCUUCUCAAAGGCGAAAACUAAGAAGUGAAAUGAUUAGUGCACCUCAGGGAGAUUUCAAGCAUACCGGACAUGUUGGUUUGGAUGGAGCUUAUUUUGGUGAUUUAGGAUUUUUGGGAGGUUCUAAAGGAAAUUAUAGUUCUGUACCAACACAAGUUGUUGCCCCAUAUAGACCGCAUAAAGAUCUGGAAGCUGCUCCAUUGCUAGAAGAUCAUAUACCUACCCCUGUGCCACUUCAAGACCAUGAAUACCAUGAAAUCAGCGAUGAAGAAACUUCUCAUAGUCCACAUUUAGAUCUUGGUCCAUCACUUCUUGCAGAGAUGGAAAUGAUGUUCACUUCUUUGGGACAGCAACACAUUUCCAAUGAUCAUGAGGGAUCUAAUAGGAGUAAUGAACUUAGGGAAAAACUAAACAGCACAAAGAAAAAACAGGCUACAAUCAAGCCCAUAUCUGCUCAUGACCAGAAAACAUUGGAUACAGCUAUUGCUUUGGCCAAUGAAAUAACAACUAGGUCGAUGUCUGCUCCUGCUCCUACGACUCCAGCAUCUCCAAACAAAAAGAAAUUCAGUUUCAGAUUUCCUUCUGUAUCGGAUUCAGAUAAACAUGUAGAAAAAAGGAAUUUUUCUGAAGAAGCAUUGUCUACAUCUGAUUUGCAGUCGAAGGUUACACAGGAAGCUCAGCUUGCAUACCAGGAACUUGUGGAAAAUCCCAAUAGUGACGUUCCUCAGUUGAUGGUUACCAAUCCUCUUCGUAUAAUUAGAUCAGGACAACUUCCUGUUGUUAACAAUACUCGCGUUAGAUCUGCAAGCGUGACAAGUACACUUCCACCUAAAAUGAGUGAUAUAGCUAGAAGUUCUAUUCCAGAAAACUUAAAUGGAAAUCCAAAAGAUCAAUUACCACAACAAACAGCCACUUUAGGAAGACAUUCAUUGAUGAGAAGUAACAGUUCUUAUUCUGAACAGAACAAUUCAUCAAAAGAAGAUAAUCCUAUUCCGUUACCACCAAGAGAUAAAAGUAAAGCUCUUCUAACUUCCAAACCUAGACAUACUCGAAAACAUCCAUUAAUAAUUCCUCCAACAAGCUUUCAAACCACUCUUGAUAAAGUGAAUUGCACUGCAAAACCUCCGAUUUCACAAACAAACCCAUUUGUUAGGACUAAAUCUGAACCUGUAUACUCUAACAAUGUACAAGGUGUGAUAGAAAAAAACACAGAUUCAGUUCAUUUCGAAGAGCAGAUUGAAUCAAAUUUAAAUGCUCUCGAUGAAAUACCAUCAGAAAUAGAUGUGGUGGAUGGAGUUUGUGAUGAUUUUGCAAGAAUUAAAACUGAAGAAGAUGGAAGUUUGACUCAUCAUGUAAGUUGUGAGGAUUUGCUCAAGUUUGCCAACACAAAACCGCUGUCAAGGACCAGAGGAAAUGAUUCUGAUGAAGUGAGAAUAAUGUCUAAAGUAUUAGGAAAGAAUGUUAGUACUGAAAAAUGCUUGGAGGCUCUGGAUCAUUCGAAUUGGGAUGUUAUGAGGGCCAUUAAAAUUUUGAAAUUGCAAAAUGUGGUUAGUGCUGAUCUAAGAACUUGUUAUAAUGCUCUUGAAAAUUCAACUUGGGACGUUGCUAAAGGAGCUCAGUAUAUUUUGCUACAAGAUGGUGAAGUUACUCAAGUAUAAACAAUUGAUUCUCUUUAUACUUUUGACAAUAUUCUUCUUGCCAUGAAGAGUUUUUCUUGAAAGCUUUAAAAAUUAGAAUUAAUUACUUUUGCUGGUCCACUAAAUACUCGUUGAUAAACUAAUUGUUACACUCAGUUCAACAAUUCAUAUGUAUCCAGUAAUGAAUUUAUUAGAUUAAGAUAAAUUAGAUUUCUUCGUAUGUUUACUUUUUGAAAUCAUCACUAUUGAAUUGAAAAAAAAAAUUCUGAUUAUGGAGACAAUCAUCAAGCAAUAAAUUUGUCUAAUUUUUUUUGUAAUAGUGGAUCAGUAAUGACUAUAUUUCUCAUCCAUUUUAUAAUUAUAUAUAUAUUAUUUGAGCUAUCCUCUUUUUGAAACCAAAGCAAUUUUGAUCAAAUGUCAAUAUGAUACAUUUUUCUACUGCAAGCACACAUUAAAAUAGUAUAUGCAGUUUGAAAAUUUUGGAGCUACUUUAUAUUUAACUUAUUAUGUACUUACUAUACCUAUUAUUGUGCCCAAAAAAUGAGUUCCUGAUAUUUAUAUCAUUUGAAAUCUAAUGUACAUAGUUUCCAAAUCUAUACUCUUCAUUCAUUUUUUAUUUAAAACAUAUAAAGCCAGAUCUAUUUAAGUUAUUUUGACUAUUUAGUUGAGUUGCUUCGAGAGAAUCUCAAUUAUAUUUUUGUCUGACUGUAUGUUAAAUUUUAUACUAUCAACCAUUCUCAAAUAGUUAUGUUACUAACAUAUUUUUUAUUGUAAGUAUUUAUAUUAUCUAUAUUAAAAUUUUAUACUCA